AUGUCAAUGUUAAGAGCUCGAAUUUAUUCUAGCUUACCAAAUCUCAAUGACGAUGGAGAAUAUCCAACACCAGUGGCUCCUCCAAACACACCCUGGUCGUAUCGGUGUACUAAACAAAACCUUUCCAGUGAACUUUAUACUUUGGAUGCAAUAUCGAAAUGUUUUUCAUGGGAUUCGUGUUUGAAUGGAGUUGGUUGUAAUGCAACACCCUUAAGUCGAUGCCGGCAUAAAAUGGAGACACCUGUGACGAGGAGUCUUCAGGAACAACCGAAUUCAGUUGAGAAGCAACAAAAAGCAUUGGAGAGUGUGAAUGACAUUUCUCGGCGGAAAGACAAUUAUCCACAAUCGUUACUUGAAGAAAUAAGAGCAGAAGAAGCCAAGCCGAGAGCGCCUAACAGAGUGUUAAUGCGAGAAGUCAGACGAGAAUAA
Molecule: messenger RNA, 429 nt
Organism: Trichobilharzia szidati
Lineage: Eukaryota; Metazoa; Platyhelminthes; Trematoda; Strigeidida; Schistosomatidae
Source: the annotation of a GenBank genome assembly